Molecule: messenger RNA, 2349 nt
Organism: Aplysia californica (California sea hare)
Lineage: Eukaryota; Metazoa; Mollusca; Gastropoda; Aplysiida; Aplysiidae
Product: lysM and putative peptidoglycan-binding domain-containing protein 3
Source: RefSeq, a predicted model, not a curated record
UCUAUCACCGGGACUGGCACUGCCACCAGUAGCCUUAAAUCUUGAUCUAGCACACUACAAGCGAGGGUAAUUCAGUAAUGGCGUCUGGUUAUAAGAAGGGAGCACCCGUUAAGGCAUCCAGUCGUACUGGUCGUCACGGGGAGAGCGAUUCCAAGGCAUGCAGUCAUGGCGCUCAAGUGCAGAAUGUGAAAGCGGCAAGGGUCUACGUCUUUGGAGAUGAUGAUAUUGCUGAGGAGGAGGAGACUGUGGAAUUCGAAAUGCGUUCUCGUGGAAAGGGCAGUUCAACGCCUGGAAGUACAACUUUCAUAGAAGAGACACCACAAGUUCAGUACUUUGAGAAGGAGAUUCAAGAUGGCGAAACUUUGCAAGCAAUCGCUUUGAAAUAUGCUUGCCAGGUGUCGGAGCUAAAAAGACUCAACAAUUUGAUACAAGAUCAAGACUUCUUUGCAUUGAGAGUUUUGAAAGUGCCAAUGACCAGAUAUGGCAUUCUGUCAGAGCAAGUGGCUCGUGGAGAGCUUGGUAUUGAUCACAAGCAGCUUUCACAGCAUGCCAAUGGGGCCAUGUUUGCUGCUCAUUCAGGUGCGGACAUGUCGAGCAGCUACAGGGAUGAAAGUGACUCUCAGCAUGAUUUCAGUGAUCCGGAUAUGCAGUUGAAAGUCAUGAGAACUCUGAGCAUUCGGGAAAACUUUUCUGAGGAAGGAAGAGAGGCUGAAAAGUUUCUCCGAAAAAUGGAUGCUGACCUGAAAAAACUGAAACAGUCUUCCACCAGAUCCUCAGAUCAAGAGUCAUUGAACGAAGUGAUCUCCAUGUUGACCAAUAAAAGCAUUCACCCUCUUCAGACGAGCAACUCUCGCCGUAUAACGAAUGGUGCAGACUGCGGGCUUACCUUCAGGAAUAUUGUGGUAGUGUGUGUAGCUGUGGCCAUUAUUGUGCCCCUGGUUGUAGGCCUUGUGACAUUGUACUAUGGGCAUGACUCAGAGUCUGGUUCUUGAUAAUGGUUCAAGCUCGUUUUGUCUUCCUUAUUUGAGAACAUUGUGGUUUGUGCCUUCCACUGGGAAUAGAUUAUGAAAGAAAGGUGGAGUGCUUUUGUGUGUUGUUACCAUGGUCAUGGCAGGUCCAAGAAUUCUAUGCUGUAUACUUAAUUGGAUACUUUCAGUUUUUACAUGGCUACCUGUGGGCUGAAACAUUUUAUUGUACAGGUUGAGGAUGUUGUUGUAAAUGAAAUGAGCUUUACUUGCAGAUGGAAUCAUUUCUAAAGUGUACGCAAGCAGCUUUUGUUGCCUUUGUCAGUUUCUGCUGAAAGGAUGGACUGCUGUCUGUGGCUGAGAUAUUAGUGCUUGGAAGAAUUUUGGAAAUGUUUUCUGAAUCAUGUACACUUAAAUUGGUUUUUCAAAGAUGGAGGUUUUAAAUUUCCAUUGGUAAGAUGGGCCAACAUGGUGUGGAAUUUGUGUUUAUUGGAUUUUUAAGCAUGAUGCUGAAAGAUAUGUAAUGUUCAUUCGUUUAAAUUUUUUUCUAUGAAAGAAAUUUCCUAGCCAACUGAUAGCCUUUAAGGCAAGGUCUGAUUCUCACUGGUGUGAAAUGACUCUUUGUGGUUGAUAGAUACUGCUCCAGGGACUCUGGUGUGUAGAUUUCAUUGUUGUUAUCUGCGACCUAUAGCAGCUGCUUGCAGUAUUUAGAGUGGUACAGAAAAGAAAAUGCUGUGGAUGUGUUUGAGAAAUUAAAGGGAAUAGCCCUCCCCCCACUGGUUACAUCACUUGAACUGUGUGUCUGCUUUGAGCAAAAAACACAGAAAUGUUGGACUGUAAUGUUUUGUUAAUCAAAUGUUAAUCAAAUUUUUUGUUUGGCUGGCACAAUCUCACACCAAUGUGCAUGUUAUAAUGCCCUUUAAAAAUUUAAAGAUAGACUUGGUCCAUCCAUGAACCAAGCUCAUAAUUGCAGUUUUUAUGGGGGUUUUUUUGGUGUGUGUGUGUGUUGGGGGGGGGGGGGGUGUGAUGGUCUAAUGAAUAUAUUUUUUUGAUUGUAAAUUUUUGAACAUAGUGUUACUAGUUUAAUGUCAGUGCAAUUUCCAAGCCUUUAUAUAUGUGUCACGAUGCGGUGGAAUCAGGAGCUCGUCAAUUUUGGGGCAUAUGAAGUUUUUGGGAUCAUCUUAAAGCCUGUCCUUUGCGUUGCUUUUGAUUUAAAAAAAAUCUAUUUAUCAUGGAUACUAGUCAAGAUAUAUGGGCUGUUGAAGGAGGUGGGGGUCGUCUGGUUUCAGAGGUAAAAUUAGUGGGAAAAUGGCUGCCAAAGUUGAGUUAUUUCCUUACGUUGAGAGUCCGUGGAAACUGAAAACUUACACCUUUAGUGCCUUUA